This is a messenger RNA of Eurytemora carolleeae, 1352 nucleotides long. RefSeq lists its product as uncharacterized. The transcript has 12 exons. Lineage: Eukaryota; Metazoa; Arthropoda; Copepoda; Calanoida; Temoridae. The record is from RefSeq and is a predicted model, not a curated record. Bases 16 to 1296 code for a protein of 426 amino acids.
AGGUGAUCAUUGCGAAUGGAAUUCAGAAGUGAAAUGUUCUUGUGUAUGAUAUUUGGGGCUGGGCUUCUCUUGGUCGAGGGAGUUACUAUACCACAAGUUAAUCCAGGUGUUGGUGUUGAUAUUGGACUAAAUGGAGGGAUUGCUUCUGCUAACUUGAAGCUCGGAGGAAUGCAGGAGUUUGAGAUCUGUAAUGCUGACACUGAUGACGAUGUUGGAUUGUGUACAAACAAGAAUACUUGCGAGAAUGCUAAUGGUGUUGUUGCUGGGGAAUGCAAUAAAGCUGGCAAUGCUGUCGGAGGUGAAAAUGUGCUUAUUUGCUGCAAGAAAAUCACAACUGGUGGAGAAGAUUUGUCCUCUGUCAUCUUCUACUAUCGCAAUCCUAACUGGCCUCUUGAGGAUCGAAAUGAUUUAUCCAGUAAUCUCAAGAUAUCUGUGAGAAGGGGAGUGUGUCAGCUUAGACUUGACUUCUUGACCUUUGAGCUUCCUAGACCUGACAACACUGGGAGAUGUACUGCUCAGAACAGUAUGGCUAUAAUGGCACCUGGAGCUCCCCUUGGUGUGCUUGGUGGUCGGAAUAGUCGGUUAUGUGGUCUCAACACAAAAAGUCAUCUCUACAUUCCUGCCAGCGCUGGAGACUCGGUCCAAAUUAUAACUACACUCUCUGGGACUGUUGCUGUUCCUCUGUCUAGAGCUAACUUGGCAUUUUCUUCUUCAACUGCUUACAAGUGGAACAUUAUGAUUACACAGGUUGAAUGUGAUUCUACCAACUCUUAUUUCCGUGAACUUGAAGCUCCCACCUCCUGCCUGCAAUGGUUUACUGAAUCAUUUGGAUCUUUCUCUAGCUUCAACUUUGACGCAACGGCAUAUUUUGCCCCAGAUCAGGAUUAUGCAAUUUGUAUUCGGAACCAAGGAAAUAAUCCCGGCAGCAGGACUUGUGGUGUGACUCUCAGAGCUACCAACUUUGGUUUGCCUGUAUUUGGGGAUGAUCUGCCAGCUUGUGGGCUAGGAUAUGAGACUGUAAAUGAAGCUGCUGGCCGUGAAUGUUGCCUGAAUCCGUCCUCCAGCUACCUGGGAUUUGUUGCUAGGCUCCCAAACCCUAAAUACGGAAACAAGAUGGCGACUAAGAGAUAUUGGUGUGGAGCUCAGCUGGGAAGAACCGGACAGAUCUCAAGCUCUACUGAACCAUAUGUCAUCAAGGUGUUCUCUGGACAAUACAGCAGUGAUCUGUCCAAAUACACUGAGUUUCCUCCUGUUGGGUUCAGCAUUGAUUACAAGAUUGAUACUGGAAUUUGCUAAGAAUUUGUGAAACUUGCUAUUUAUUUUAUGUUCUUAAUAUAUUUUAUCUUUAAAAA